AUGACUAUUGUGGGAACUCCGAGUGGGUUCAAUGAAUGGGAUGGAGAUUCAUUAGGUUCCAUUUCAGAUAAGAUAUAUCAAAAUUAUUUGUCACCGAAUUUAGAAUUGUUUGAUGCAAAAGUGACAAUUAAUCAUUGGCAACUUAGAGAUUGCAUUAAGCCAUUUUCAGGUAGUUCAAAUGGUGAAUUAUAUUAUAUAUAUGAUCAUUCUAUUAGAUCAUUAAAUACAGACUCAAGAUGUUUAUCGUCAGAGCAACAAUAUUAUAGUGAUGAUAUAGACGACACUGAUAAUAAUGAUGAUAGUCUAAAAAGUAAAAGACAAAGAAUAUCAAAAUAUACAUUGACUGAUUCAAAUAAUAUUAGUCAUAAUAAUAACUUAUAUGGAUCACCGACUCAAACAGUGGUAGAUUUUAAUUUUAAACCACGGUGUUUCACUGAACAAAAUGGAUUAAUUGCAUGUGGUGGUCUGGUGGGAUCAGACGAUAAGGGAUUUCCAACUAAUUGGAAUCGAGUUGAUCGUGAUGAAUCUCAAACAUCUUCGUCAGGAUCGUCUUUAUCAACUACUUUGCAAUCACCUGCACAACCGAUAUCAAUGUCAUCAAGAAAUAUACUUUCUGAUGGUUCGAAUUACGGGAAUCCAAAUAUAUGGAAAGGGAUACUUUCAAUUUAUAAUCACGAAACAAAAUUUAAAACAUCAGUAGUAUUAGGUCAAUUCAUUAACAAUUGUGUUACUGUACAUGGUAGAACUACCCAGAAUUACAACCUUUAUACAUGCAAUAAUGAUGGACAUAUUUACCAAUGUGAUAUAAGUAACAGAUCUGUGGAAUUAAUAAGGCGAUAUUCAGAUUUAGCAUUCCCUCUAAAUAAUGCAUCUUUAUCUCAUGAUGGUAAAACUUUGAUUGUAUCCGGUGAUUCUAAUAAAUUUGCUAUUUAUAAGCAAAAUGAGGUCAUCAACCAGUUUACUCUUAAAUAUGAUAAUCAACCAGAAUGGGGUAAUUCAAGAGCCAGUCGAGUCGGAAUAACUCCAAGAUUUGAUACUAAUGAUACAACUACAUCCAUUGAUAAUAACGUCUUUGAAACAACAAAUGGUGAUCACGGAUUUUAUAAUUGUUUUUCAGAGAAUGAUUUACAGUUUGCAACUUUGUUUCAAAAUGGUAUAUGUUUAAUGUAUGAUAUUAGAAAUACAUCAAAUCCUUUAGCAGAAAUAAUAUCAACUAGACCACAAUCCCAUAAUGGUGCAUUCAGAGUCUGUAGGUUUAGUUACGGCUUAGAUGAUUUGUUAUUUAUCUCAGAACAUCAAGGUAGAGUACAUGUUGUCGACACAAGAAACUUCACAAAUCAUCAAGUUAUUUUUUUACCAAAUAAGAUCAAUAUUGAGUCAGAUGAUGUGAAUUCAACAAGAACUAGUAGUCACUCGUUAAACACCCUUGCCAAUGGAAUGCGUUCAUAUUAUCCAGGAUCUAGGAGUGCAAGAACAAGAAUAUUGACAUCAGGUCCAACGGAUACAGCAAACGGUAGAAUCAAGGAACCUUAUACUACAUCAGCUUGCAAAUUACCCUCAAAAUAUUUAGAACCUUACAUUUUACCUUUCCCCAAAGCAGUUAAUAGGCAUUCAAAUCAUUUUUUCGGUCAUACUCAACAUUAUAAUAGACAGACAGGUUCUGUUUCAUCAAUAGAUUUGAUAUCUGGGGAUUCUGACACUAACAAUGAAGCUAAUGAAUUGCAACAAUAUUCAAGGGAAGUCGAUGAAGACAUGAAGGAAACAUUUAAAGUUAGAAGGAUCUCAACGGCUUCUGGUCAAUGUGGGAACAAGAUAAUACAUGAUAUGAAUAAUGAAUCAGAUAUCAAGAUGGACUCUUCGAAUCUAAGUAGGGGUUCAGGCCAUCAUUCAAAUAUGUUAAGGUUAAACGUCGAUGACACCCUCUUCGACAAUGAAAGCGGCAGGAACGCCUUCUACUUAAAUCAGGAUAACAGCUCAGAUGAUUCUUCAGCUCUUGAAACUUACCAUAGUUCAUUGAAUAGGAGUCUAAUUGAUCCAAUAAUCGAACGAUCUGGUGAUAGCUGUUUAUCCGAGGAAAAUAAUAUAUCUGGUAUAACUUGGUUAAACGACAGAGAUGGAAAUUCUUUAAUAAUAGGUACUGACUACGGAAUUGUUAAGUGGAAUAUAAAUUCAUCUGCAAGGAGAAGUUUUGCUAGUUACGACUUUUGUUAA
Maudiozyma saulgeensis is the source of this 2211-nucleotide messenger RNA. The record is from the annotation of a GenBank genome assembly. NCBI's taxonomy places the organism in Eukaryota, Fungi, Ascomycota, Saccharomycetes, Saccharomycetales, Saccharomycetaceae.